Molecule: messenger RNA, 2380 nt
Organism: Ectocarpus siliculosus
Lineage: Eukaryota; Phaeophyceae; Ectocarpales; Ectocarpaceae
Source: the annotation of a GenBank genome assembly
AUGCGCGUCGAGGUGAUUCGCACGGUCCUCGACAUUGAAGGUGUGGGGGAAGUGGACGCGGUCUCUGGACACGAGGGCAGGACUGCGCUCCACUAUGCAGCCGCUGGUGGGCACGCCGAUGCGGGGCGUGUGCUGAUGUUCGCAGGUGCCAAAGUUGAUUUGGUCGAUGCCGACGGGUCCACUGCCCUACACCACGCCAUCAAAAGCGGGUGCCUGCGGCUCGCGGAAGACAUGGUGAUCGCUGGAGCCGGUGUCAGAGCUAAGGACCGCCGCGGCAAUACGCCCCUUCAUCAUGCCGCCGCUCAUGGCGACCCUUCGUUCACCUGUCGACUUUUGCGAAGGGGGGCGUUUGUUUCCGCGACCAACAAACAUGAACAACGACCUCUCCACAUCGCGGUCAAGAUGGAACACGUGGGCGUUGCGAAGGCUCUUUUGAAGGCCGGUGCUGGUCCCAACGUUCUGUUCACGACGGGCGACCCAACUGUGAGAUUCUCGCCGCUAUAUCUAGCGCGUCGGAAUGCGGCCAUGACGAGCGCUCUAGUUGGCAUGGGCGCGGACGUGACUUCCGUGGACAACAUUGGCUACAGUGCUCUUCAUUGGGCUGUCAGAGAUGGCAGAUCGGACGUUGUCGACGCACUCAUUGAGGUCGGGGCCGAUGUCGAAGCGCGAACUUCGCGCAUGAUCAGCUACUAUUCUGAUGGAGGACACUGCAUGAAGGGAAUGACGCCUCUUCACGAAGCCGCCUACCAGGGUAAUUACCCCGGCAUGCUCGUACUUCUACAGAAGGGACGAGCCAACGCAAACGCACAAGACGAACACGGGCACAGCCCCCUUCACAUAUUGUGCAUGAAUCCCCAGGUGUGCUCGGCAGCUGCGUGCAGCGACAUUCUUCUUAGAUCGGGUGCGGACGAGACGGCUACCGACGAAGAUCGCCAUACCCCUGCGGACAUCAUGGCAAGCAGCGAAGGGCAUAACGGAUGGCUGCAACAGCUAUUGGCGAACGCUCCGGCAGACAGGGCCUGGCGCCGGCGGGGUACGCUGGUGAUGCUGCGUGCCCAGGGUGUGCAGGCGGAAAACGAGGCCACUACUGAUGCUGUGCUGCCCCGUCUGGUCGACCUGCAGAACGAAGCACUGUUUCGACACAUCGUGCGGUUUUUAUAACACCACAACGCGAGGAACGGCGGGGUGGGUUGUGCUCGAAAGGUCCACUAGACUACUCAGUCAGCGUGGCACUGUGAGAUAUCGGUAGCAAUCCGAGUGCAUAUCGGUAGCAAUCCGAGUGCUUGAACAUUUGUUUCCUGGGGCCCGCUUAAGAUUGUGCAUAUGCCCACGACCCUGCAGCACGCGCUUAUCCUGACAAACCUUCCACCCCUCGGGACCUUUUACUUUUCGUUCACCGAGAUGUCAUCGUGAACAUCCGUUGACCUUUGAAUGCUCCGACGGUGCGUUUGGGUUUCUUUAGUGCUGCUAUAUCAUCUGCGUCUCUGGCUGCCUUGCAGUUAUUGUUGCUGAUUUUGGUGGUAUUGGUGGCGCCUGUUGGCUGAAGGGGGGCGCUAUCGUUGUGCCUGGUAUUUUUUCUGUUUCGUGUUCUCAAUGUACAAGAGAUACCGCUCUUGUUGUGUUUUCGGCCGGAAGGGACGCUAUACGUGUAGAACUUCCUAUUGCCUUGUGAUUCUCGACUUUGUCUUUCGUGCAGCGCUAUUUACCGUGCUGCUACCAAGAAUCAUGGUGGGGGGGUGUAAUGCCAUUGUCGUCUUCGUCGUAGCACAAAAAUCAUUUUCACGUGUUUUUCUUGUUGCAGGGCACCGCUGACGGUGGGAGGGGGGACUGUAAUCAGAUUUUUGUCUUUUGGGUUCAGAUUGAUACUAUAUAUUUUGUGGCAUUCGCAACUAUUGCGUUUUUCUUGCGGAGCUGACAUUUUGCUGAUUGUUAUGUGGUUGCGUUGGUGGAUAUAUUUUCCUGCAUAUGGUAGAGCCGUAACUUCUGAUGAUGAACACGUUUCCCGAUGUAUCCGGGCGUCUGGUUUUCUUAUUCGUCAGUAGAGCAGAGGCUGGGAGUACUAUUGGGAAAUCAACGAUUGAUUUCGGAGGACACCGUCAUCUUGGGAGAUUUGUUUCGGAUUGCAACGAUGAAUGCUCUGCACUUGGGGAUGUGAGAUUAUUACGGCCACAUUGCGCGAUACAAUGUGAAGAAUCAAGGUUGUAUUUACAGUUACCGAGUAGGGGGGCUGCUAGGUUUGCUCGGCACUAAAUAGAUGCGAAUCUAUGGACAUCUUGGUGAAUUUCGUGUCUCAUUGUUGGUAUGUGUCGAUUCCUCUUCUGCCGUGCAUGUUGGGCAAGCGUGCAUGCUCACUCACUCGUGAAUAAUGAAGGUCUUGAGU